ACACUCCUCCUGCUCCCGCUGCUCCGCUCCUCUACAGCCAGUCGAUGUGCGGGAGGAAAUUCGCAACUCCCAUCUAUUUUUUUUUUCUAUUUUUUUUUUUUUUUUCUAUCAGUGUCUCCAUCGUCGUGAAGACAAAGAGGAGCCCUGCAAAGUGAAGAUGGGCUGCCAUCAGUAGCGGGAGAAGCCGCUCCUGUAAAGUCACUUGUUUCUGCAAGCGUCCCCGCCCGGAGGCGAGACAGCAGGCGCCGGUCCUCGGAGACUCUCCGCGGCUUGGGAUGCGCAGAGAUGUGAGAGUAAAAAGAGCGAGAGAGCGAGGGAUUGUGAUUGGCCGCGCUCAUCCUAAAAGCCACCGAGGAGCAUCGGGCGAGGCAUGUCAGAGAAUUCACGGGGAGGCAUCAAAACUUGGAGAAGACGUACGUCGACGCGUUUGCAGCAGCAGCACCGGGCUGUGUAGGUAAACUUGCACCAUCUCCCGCCCCGCAAGGAGCCAGCGAGGAAAGGACGCGCUUUCCGUGGUGCUGAAACGGGUGGGCUCGGCUGAUCAACUAGUGAAGAAGAGGAGAGACAGUCUCACUUUGUUCCCCAGCGUCAUGGUAGAUGUUGGAGCUUUGAUUAGAACCUAUUAUAUACGCACCAUACUGUGCCGCAUUAUGGUGUGGAUGAAGUUAAGGAUGGAGAUGGAUUCCCUUUGGAUACGACUACGAAGAAUGCCCCGUGGCUUUUGGUUCAUCCUGCUGUUUGGCAUUGGAGGUGCACUUCUCUUCCUUCACCUAGAGAUCCUAUCAGAGAUGUUCCUACAGCAAGGCCCUGGAAUGAGCUCUCCGCGGCAGUCCAAAGAGGGCCUCCAAGCUGCAGAAGCCAACCCCGUCUCCCCAAUGCAGCACCCGAACGUUGAGGAGAGCAAACAGAAAGCUACCACUGUCUCCCAGGAGCAGGAUAUAGGUACCCCUCAAAUCACCAAGAGACAACGCAAACUACUGAAAACAAGUCCUCAGAUCACUCACAGCAAAAAUGUCUCCCUAACAUCUCUUCCUGGUUUUUCUGCAAAAGGGAGCCUAAGUAACCUCUCAAGCAUCUUAGAAGCGCGGAAGCAGGUAAUGAAGAAUAUGUGUGCAAAAUAUAAAAGCGGCAUCUCAAGGACGAUCACACCGGAUCAUGUGAAAUACAUAUAUGUGGAGGAGAAAUACAAGGUAUUGUACUGUGAGGUGCCCAAAUCAGGUUGCUCCAACUGGAAGAGGACCCUUAUAGUGUUGUCGGGCAAGGCGUCCAACCCGGACAGCCUUAAUCAUGAACAGGUACACUAUGGUGGGUACCUCAAGACGCUGAAUAGAUUCAACCAAAAAGAAAUAAUGCACCGUCUCCAAACCUAUAAAAAAUUUAUGUUUGUCCGUGAGCCCCUGGAUAGGGUUGUGUCAGCGUACAGGGACAAGUUUGAGAAUCCCAAUGACUACUACCACAAUCUGUUUGGAAAACCCAUCAUUUCAAAAUACAGGGUGGCCCCAUCUGCAGAAGCCCUUAAAACUGGCAAUGGGGUCACAUUCAAGGAGUUUGUGCAGUACUUGCUGGAUGGCCACCGACCGGUGGGAAUGGACAUCCACUGGGAGCAAAUGAACAAGCUCUGCCACCCUUGUCUCAUAGACUAUGACCUGAUCGGCAAGUUUGAGAACAUGGGGGAGGAGUCCAACUUCCUGCUGCGAAUGAUUGGAGCACCGGACAGCCUCAAACUACCUAGUUUUAAAGACAGGAAUCCAAAAGACGUGCGGACCUCUAAAGAGAUCACAGAAAAGUACUUUUCCCAGGUCAGCUUGAUGGAGAGACAGAGAGCAUACGACUUCUACUACAUGGACUACCUGAUGUUCAACUACUCCAAGCCUUUUAAUGAUCUUUACUAAUCUAUCAUGUGCCAUGGAUCUUUAAUCAGUAACAUUCCACAUUUACAUCUCUACCAUAGUUUUAAUCUUAACACAAAUAACAAUUUAUGUGCAUCAUUUGGUUCUUUGGACCCCUGCAGAGAUCAAAUAUUUGGAUUUAACAAAACCUGUUUUUUUUCUUGGAGGGAUUUUUCCACCACAGAUAUCUUUAUCAUAGUAUUUAAGUUGUAUUAAAUUGUCCAACUAAUCAGUGAUUUAAAUAAAUGUGCAAACACAAACAAAGUGAUAGAGUUAAUAGACUUUAAUGUUAGUGUGAGUCAAGUAGGCAUUGUAAUAGAUGUAAGGGAGUGAUGGGCAACAACAUUUACAGUGAAAAGGGUUAAACAAGUCUUAAUAUCAGACAAAGAGGACCUGAGUAAAGAAAAAGAAAGCAGUUUUUAAAUAAGGAUUUCAUUUAAUAAGGUAAAAAAAAAGGCAUCCAAACCAACAUGGAGGUUGAUUUGGAUAAAAAAGUAAUCACUGCUCUUGUUAAAUCAUGAAUUGACUGUGCUGCACCCACAGCUGAUUACUGUGAGAGCUGCAGAAUCAAGAUUUAACUCUCAUAGAACCUGUUUUACAACAUUGACAUGGCUAAAAGAAAUAUCUCAAAAAGUAAUACAUCUUUCCCCAAUCUAAAAAGAAAAAUCACAGGAGAACAAAGCUAAAGUGAAAACUAAUGCUCUCCAAAAAGAGCACAAAGGUACGUCUUACAUUGUCUUACAAUACAUUCACAGAAAUGGAAAUGUUUGGGAAAAUAUUCUCAAAAGAGAUUAAAUGAAACAAACUAUUUGAAAGUUCUGCAUACCGUUGCAUUACAUAUAGAUAAUAACCUUUCGGAAUAUAAAUAUCUUACUGUGGCUGCUCUGGGGCCUGAAUGACUUGCUGUAAUUGUAAUUCUGCUCUGUUGGAAAAUCCAGAAGUAAAAUGUCUGCUCAGUUUGUGGUCUGCUCAAGGGCACUUGGGUAGGAACAUUUAUCAAAGUUCACCAGCAACUCCUCUGGCUCAAAACAAAAAAGGUUUUUCUUUCUACUUUCAAGUAAACUCUUGAAAGUAGAGUGAGCUCUCCAGAGUUUCUCUACAAGCUUAACAAAAAACAAUUAUAUUUAUAAGAAACGUUUGUUGGCUGCUUUUUUGUUCAGUUUUGCAGUUAAUUCAUGAUUUGAAAAGGAUUUUAAUUACUUUUUCACAUAUGGCCAGGUUGUAUUUCUGCGUUGUUUUUCUUCAGUUAAUAUUUUCUGAUAUUAGAAUUAGUUUGACAAGCAAAGACAUUUGAAUGUGUCAAAAAAGCAUCACAGCUAUGUAACUUUGAAUUACUACCAUUUACUUCUUGAAAAAAGUUUAAUUUCUAUUAGCCUCAGUUUUUGAAAAUCAACUCUUUUUAUUUUGAAAUUUGAAAUGUUUUUCCAUAUAUUAUGUGACUUACAGUAGGUCAGCCAUCAGUAUACCUCUGUAUAUGAGUUCUAAUGCAGAUCAUUUGUGUAAAUGGCUUUACUAAUAUAAACUAUAACAAACUUAUACUCUUAAUAUUAAGAGUAAAAAAAAAAAAACUUUAAAAUGUGUCAAAUGCUGCCCGCUUGAAAGCUGUGUGCACUUAUUGUAGCAUUUUUAUACUUCUAACACAAACAUAAUGUAUAUGUAGUCUAACUCAUAACUGUGCUGUGGGUCCGCCGUCACCAGAGGUUGUUUCUGGAGGUUGUUGGUGUAAAUGCAAGGCAUCUCUAUAUUUGCAAGGUAAAAGUUGUUGUUGCCAGUAUCCCUGUAUGGUGGUGGUGCUGACUUGCCAGUCAAUCAAAUCCCUCAAAAUGAAAUGAGCAGCAUGCUGUUGUUAUGCAGACAAAACAGUUGCAGCUGAUUUCAGUAAUGUUUUCCUUGAAAUAUUGGAUGUGGAUGAGGAAAAGAUUGUGGCCAGACUUCACCAUCAGCCGCAUUAAAUAUCUCCUGAACAGCUUUCACUUCCAGAUCUCACGCCGUCCGUAGCCCUAUUUAUAUGUAUCACAUGUAAUCUUCACUUCUGUACAGGCUUCUUUCUGACUCUACUGGGUAGAAUUGUAUAAUGGGCAUUCAGAUGACUAUAUAUUUUUCUAUGUAUUUCUAAAAUCCAUGUGAAUAUAAAAAAAGGUAUAUUUAGUGCUUCUUGGUGAAAGUACGUUCAACUCUAUUUGAUGUCAUUUAUCUCUCUUUGAGUAAUAUUAGUGUAGAGUGUUGUGUCACUGAAGAGUUUCUUUCCAAAGUUGAAUAUCCACCAGCAGAAAACGUUUCUGAAGUCGUAGGAACAAACUGAGCACACAAGAUUCUGCGUAGGUGAGAUUGUAACAGUUGGUGGUUUAAGGUGCGUUUCCACUGCAGGAACCUUUUCCAGGAGACAAAGUUUUUUUUUACCUUGGUUUCUUCUUCAGAAACAAGGGCCAAAUUAGAUAACCAAGGUAGAAAUAUAUGCAAAAGCUGUUCUGAUAGAGGUGGGAAAAAACUGAUGGGCUUUGAGCUGUGGAUGCAAAAUAUUUUUCACAGGUUUUCACAACAUAUCCCAGCAUUCUGUUUCAGUCAUCCCAGCUUAACCUCUUUACAGUUAAUUUAAAAUAAUGAGACGGGAGUAAUUAUUAAUGGUGUUUGCAAACCAUAUAAAUUCACUCGCUCUUGUUGAGCAUCAUGUUAACAUUCAAACACAUUAAUGAAAUCAUCUAGCUUGGUGGUUAAUUGAAUAAAUUAAAUAAACCACAGACUUCUACUUUCAGCCAUGUGUGGAAAUUGGAGAGUAACAUUUUUAUGUACGCUGAUUUUUAGACAUUUUAACUGUCAAUGUUACAAUACUAUAUCACAUAUUUUGAGAUGCAUUAAUUAAGUUACCUUUGGUUUUAUUUUAGUUUAGCAGACACAUUGAAGCUGGUGCAGCCUUUGAGUCCUGUUAAUGGAGGCUUUAAGUUUUAAAACUCAGUGGAUUUUGUCCUUUUUACUUUUCUCUCCUUUGAUUCACAACAAAAUCUGCCAAAGUAAAAGUUGCAAUUACAACUUAACAAUUGGAGUAACUCUAUGUAAACUAUAAAGAGUGAUCACAAUAUCAGAUAUUGUUGUCAUUGUCAAAAAUAAUAGUUUUUAUUGUUCGAAUUUGAAUUUGCUUCCUUUCCCCACACACAACAAGACAGAAUCAUCCCAGUUCACAUAAAAUCCAUUUUAGUCUCUCAUUUCCACAAAGUUUGAAGUGGUGGUACUUGGUACUAUAAACCAAUAUGAACCGAUCUGAUCUCCUGUUGAUGUGGGAAAAUAUCUGUGUCUCAGCAUCAGCGGACAUAAUUUGUGAGUGACCACAGACAAAAUGCACAUAAAAUGCAAGAAUAAAAAAAAUUUUUCCAGGAAAUUAAGUCCCUCUGGGAUAAUUCUGGGUCUCAUUGUGGAAACGCACCUUUAGAGAAGAAAGCAUCUUAUUCUGUAAAAAAAAAAGGAUAUAUAAAAGUUUGGAAAUAAGCUCUUUAAUUAUUUAAACUCUGAUGUAUGAUGAGCUUAAUUCCACCUCAUAACACAUCUUGGCUCCUGACAUUUUUUAACCCCAAAUUAGUUGUGUGUGUGUUUAGUGGAUGGCACUGAAUGAGGUGUUUAGAUCCUCGACACAAAAAUGCGUCUUUCACCCUUCUGAAAGUGUAUAUUAUAGAAACACUGCGGAAAUACACUGGAGCUGCACUAUCAUGUCCAUGAUAAUACACCACUGAUAUAUUCCUCACACAGAAUGCAACUUUCAGGACAUAAAAACACGAAAAGUGCGUUCUGUUUGGACUCGAAAGUCAGAUUUUCCAAAGUCGGCAAUCAUCAAGUAACCUAGCAGGUUCAGUAUCUUAUACAGCUUGUGAAAUCUGCAGAUGCUAUUGAUAACACAUUCUACACAUUAUAUAUUAUUAAACCAGUUGCACUUAGGGUGAUGUAAAAUAUCUAUUAGUAAAAGUGUUCCUUUUAGUGGUUUUAAACACUUACGAUGGAGAGAAAUGCAUUGUUAUUGUCUUGUAUUGCUAACAGUAGGUAGCAACACAGCAACUAGUAAAUCCCACUUUUCCCAAUCAGUGCGACAUCAUUCCCAGAUCCAAGCUCCAACUUCUUAGACAAACAGAACGCAGCUUAAGAUUUACUUUUAGUUGUUGUUGUCAUUUGUCUCUAUUUGAUGCAGGUCACACUACUUAAUGUGCACUAACAGUUUCACUCAUGCAUAUUUGCACUUUGUAAUCAGUUGCUAAAUUACAUUUUAACUGUAGAAUUAAGCAUGGCUUUAAAAUUAAGUGAAAAAAAUAAAAAUUGUUCAGACUGUUGGCUCACUGUGAACCUUCACUCUGACUAAUAGCUGAAAUGAAGGUUGAGGUCUCUAAAUUACCAUUUACAUUUACAUUGAUUUAGUUUUAGCUUGCAGGUUAAAUUGAAGGGGGAAAUGGCUAAAUUGCUGACACACAAGACAAUAACUUCAAGGUAACAAUUUGAUAUGACAUGUAACUGAAAAAUAUUAAUGUUUUUACUCCUAUUAAAACCUAAUUAAUCAUUAUUCUGCUUUGCCCUUUUGCUCUCUUGAAAUGUUUGUGUUGAAAAAUGAAUAAUGAGAAAAUGUAUUUCUCUGUUGAAUACAAUAAAUUAUAAUUCAUAAAAUCUAUGCCAGACAUUAUAACAGGUUUCAUGAAAACAGUGUCACCAGAACAAUAUAAACUUUAACUGGUGUUAAUUAUAUGAACAUUUUGUUGAGACAUACUUGGCUUCAUUGCCAGGUUCUACCUAUUGUUGAGGUUUUGGGUGAAAUCUGUCCUUUUUGCCAAGCUGUUGCCAAAGCAGUUAUUGCAUUAUGAAAAGUGUUGUUACACUGUUGUGUUGAGAUAACUUGGGACAAAUUUAUCAUGAGCAUAACUACAGUAACAAGUGAAUGUAUAACCUAUUCUUGGUGCAAAUGUGUGAAACUGAUUAUCUUAAGCCCUUUGCCUUAUUUUUACACUGCCUAUCUAAUGGUGUAUUUCAGGAAGACCUUUUUCAGGUGGUUAUUUCUGGCUGAUGAGUGUCUACUAAUAAAACUGUCUUUUAGCAUA
Messenger RNA from Xiphophorus maculatus (southern platyfish), 6955 nucleotides. It is a transcript of the gene chst8, whose product is annotated as carbohydrate sulfotransferase 8. Gene Ontology annotation, molecular function: sulfotransferase activity. Gene Ontology annotation, cellular component: membrane. The transcript is spliced from 4 exons. Lineage: Eukaryota; Metazoa; Chordata; Actinopteri; Cyprinodontiformes; Poeciliidae. The record is from RefSeq and is a predicted model, not a curated record. Bases 591 to 1892 code for a protein of 433 amino acids. Gene Ontology annotation, biological process: proteoglycan biosynthetic process; carbohydrate biosynthetic process.